AUGCUACUGAUAAUGUGGCUUCUUGCGGCCUUUGGCGCCAUCUUAGGCAUUGCGACCGCUGAGUACGACACCAGCACCUGUUAUACCUUUGCGAUCACUGCCUCGACUACCUUGACCAUCCCUCCGGUCACAAUCGUCAAGACGACCCCGAUCACCACUGUCACGCUGAGUGACAGAGAUGUGGCAUCUCAACUGAACUCGGUCAAUGCCGACCCAGCCUCAACGUCAUCGUCCGUGCCAGAUCAGUCUGUUACUAUUGACGCCUACCGCAUUGAAACCCUCGUCCAGUGUGGAGAGUCAAUCUCCACCCUCUUUGGGUCAAUUUCUUGGACUGCGGUGUCCGAGACUGCGAUGAGCAGCAGCAUCGACUCUUAUAUCCCGGCCUCAGCUACACCAAGCUUGACCGUCUCGACCUACCAGCCCAUGACACCAAUUCCUUACCCUCCAAGUACUGAAGUGUCGUUGACCUCGUACCCUGAGUCAAGCAUCGCCUCCGCUGCGGACUCCUCCACAACGGAAUCAACUCUACCCUCCAGUUUUCUCAAGCUAUACAUCGGAGGCCCCUGCUCCUACCUCGUAUGCGACUGA
This is a messenger RNA of Diaporthe citri, 588 nucleotides long. RefSeq lists its product as uncharacterized. Lineage: Eukaryota; Fungi; Ascomycota; Sordariomycetes; Diaporthales; Diaporthaceae. The record is from RefSeq and is a predicted model, not a curated record. The transcript is spliced from 3 exons. The coding region runs from base 1 to 588 and encodes 195 amino acids.